GGCCGCGUGAGUCGCAGCGAUCGCGUGCGUGGCGGUGUUGGUGGUCAGCGCGCCGUGCUAAGAACCCGGCCACAACACCGGCGAUGUCCAUCAUCUGGACCGGUCCUGGGCCCUCCCUGAGGUCGACUCAGCCGCAAAUGGGCACCUGAAGGAGCCGUCGGUGGGAGCCACGCUGCACACUCCCAUGGCCUUACGACGGCUCCUGUAUUGGCGUAAAGAUCUGAUGGCUUUGGUAUUGUUGCUCAUGUCAUUGUUCAUCAAAUCGACUCAUUCUUUGGAGGACAUUGCAAAUACUCCACCUUGCCUGACCCCAUCGUGUGGCCACUUUGGCACCAAAACACGUUACGAGGACGUGAGCAAGUACAGUGGAUGGGUAGGUAAAGAGGAAUGUCGGGCAAUGCACCUCAAUGCUGUGAUCCGCCACGGGACUCGUUUGCCGACCGCCCGUCAAAUACGCGCCAUGCGAAUCAUGCAUCAGUUGAUGGCUGCCGGCACCACGGCACUCGCGCGGAAGAUUGGCGAGUGGCAUUUCUGGUUCCGUGAAGAGCUCGGUGGAGAACUGGUCGAGAAGGGAGCUAGAGAUGAAGCGCAACUGGCAGAGCGGCUUGCUGAACGAUUCCCGGAUUUAUUAGGCACGUGGGCCGUCAAUCACAAAUCCCUGCGAUUCCUCAGCAGCUCCAAGCCACGUUGUGUCCAAAGCGCCACAGCCUUCAUGCGUGCCCUCCGGCACCACCAGCCUGCACAUUACCCGGAAAUUACAGUCGACGACCGGGUCAUGAGAUUCUUUGACGAGUGCGACAGGUUUGUUGAAAAUGUGAAAGAAAAUGUGAGUGCGCUCUACCACGUGAUCGCCUUCAUGGAGGGCAAAGAGAUGUGGAACGUGCAGCGGAAAAUCUCGGAGAGGAUCGGCGUGCCUCAAGAACACGUCACAAGAAAAUUAAUUCAAGCCGCAUUUUACGGCUGCUCCUUUGAACUCGCAGUGAAUGGAACACACUCAACUUGGUGUGAACUCUUCGAUGCUGAAGAUGCCAAGGUAUUGGAGUAUCUGGGGGACUUGAAGCACUUCUGGCUGCGGGGGAGAGGUUAUCCCAUCAACAGCCGGAUCAGCUGUGUGCUGCUGCAGGAUAUAUUUACUGGUUUGGACCAGGCAGUUACUGAGAGGCAACAGUUGAAACAAGUGUCAACACCGGCAGUUUUGCGAUUUGGACAUGCAGAAACACUCAUCCCGUUACUCACAUUGCUGGGUUUUUUCAAAGAUGAAGCUGACCUCUUGUAUGAUAACUUUUCUUCAAUGCAUGCCCGCAAUUUCCGGACCAGCACAUUUUGUCCUUAUGCAUCAAAUCUUGUUUUUGUGUUGUCACAGUGCGAGGGUUUGGGCAGUUGUGAGCGUGACGAGGAGAUCAACUGUGCUGAGGAAGGGCAGGAAUCCACCUUCUAUAUACAGCUCUACCUCAAUGAGAUCCCAUUGUAUCUCGAUGCCUGUGGUGCUACCGUUUGCCCUUAUCAGAAGUUUAAAAAUUAUUUUAUUAAUAUACUUACACAAUUCCAUUUUAAGAGUGAAUGUGAGAAUUUAACUUCAAACCUAAAUAGAUUUCGGGAAAGUAAAUUGUAUUUGUGAUGAAACACUGGUUGUGUUUACUUAUUUUGCACAAAUCAUUCACAAGACAUUCCUGAGUUAUCAUGUGAACUUAAGAAAAAAAGAUGUAAACAAUUGUUUUUUAUUGUUGAAAAUUAUCAUGGAAUAAAAUACCAAAUUUCUUUGAA
Lethenteron reissneri (Far Eastern brook lamprey) is the source of this 1764-nucleotide messenger RNA. RefSeq names its product multiple inositol-polyphosphate phosphatase 1 (gene MINPP1). NCBI's taxonomy places the organism in Eukaryota, Metazoa, Chordata, Hyperoartia, Petromyzontiformes, Petromyzontidae. The record is from RefSeq and is a predicted model, not a curated record. Gene Ontology annotation, molecular function: inositol phosphate phosphatase activity; acid phosphatase activity.